AUGACUGCGCCGACAAACAAUGGCGACGUGCCUGUGCCCGAUGCAGCCGCCGCCGUCGUGUCCAAACCAAAGCGCUCGAAUCGCCAAUGCAAACGCGGCCUGCGGCUCAACUUCAUCGACACAAACUGCCAAGGCCCGCCGCAGAAGGCUCCCACGCUUGAAUGGAAGGUAGACUUCAUGGACGAGUCCCGCGACAUUGCGUCCGAGUAUGUAGGAGGCUUAGAGAAGUACGGCGCGAAAGAUGCGCGCCCUUCGCGGCCCUCGAUUGUACAGCCGCAGCUACAAGCUACCGAUAUGACGGGCAUGCCCAUGUUCGAAUAUAACCCAGCUGCCGUGGCCCACGCACACGCUCAGGCUCAAGCCCAGGCACAUGCUCAAGCACAGCACGCUCAUGCCCAGGCUCAAGCUCAGGCGCAGGCACAAGCUCACGCUCAUGCUCAGGCUCAAGCCCAUGCCCAAGCUCAAGCGCAAGCGCAAGCCCAUGCUCAGGCACAGGCACAGGCUCAGGCUCAGGCACAGGCUCAAGGCAAUCCUCCGUCUGCUCCAAACAUGUCAUACCAACCGCUACCGCCAAUUCAAGGCAUGCUUCCUGAAUCAUACCCCUCAACUGAGGACCACAAGUACGAUGCCUAUAACACAUCCAACCAUGCCACUCAAGAUUCUCCUUUCUCAAACCAACAAAGGAAUUCCAUAUCAGCUUACAGCCAACAACAAGAUCAAGACGAUGCUGCUGAGGGCAGACGCGAAUUUCUCACCACACAAGAGGAGACUCUGUUCAUGCAAGUCUUCGUCGAAGAAGUUGGUCUAUGGAUGGACAGCAUGGAUCCUAUGAAACACUUCUCACGUUUGUUGCCCUUUCAUUCUUUAGGCGAGCCUAUGCUCUUAAACGCCUUCCUAGCCUGCGGUGCCCGCCAUCUAGUGCUCGUCAAUUCUGCUUACAGUGAAGAAAAGGCUCUGCACUAUUACGAUACUGCAACGAGGUAUCUGCUCAAAAACCUCCAGAAUCCUAAUCGCGACACCAUCGUGUGUGCCACUACUGCCGUCAUCUUGAACGUAUACGAGAUCAUGAGCGAGCGCGCAUUACAGAGAAUGAACCAUAUCGCUGGCGCCCGCGCUCUGAUUAAAGAAUGCGGGUGGAAUGCCCGUUCUCAAGGCAUCGGCGCCGCUUGUUUCUGGCUCAAUGUCGGACUGGAAGUCUUGAGUUGCCUCCACUUCAACUGGCAGGUCGCCUGGGAUCCCGACGACUGGGGUAUUGACAUGGACUUCAAUCGCGAGAUUCACAAUGGCCGAGAGGAAAUCUGGACUCACCGUAUGUUAUACAUCGUCGCGAAGGUCGCAAACUUCAGAGCCACCAUACCUCGGCACCAGGAGCAAGAUCAGCGCGAAGAAGAACUUCGUCGUCAGAAUAGGUAUGGUGAAUGGCAGAAACUGAAGUCAUGGACCGAUGCUUGGAACGACAACAUUCCUCGUACCAUGCAUCCUAUGGCCUAUCUCUACCCUCAGCAUACUUCGUCCAAGUCGUGUUUCCCGGAGGUAUGGUUGAUCAAGCGUACAACCAUUGUCGCUCGUCUAUUCUACCACACUGUCAUGGUCCUUCUUUCACAAAUACACCCUUACUUUGGCCUCGAUAACCCCGAGAUGCACGAUAUGCAGCACCGCCAUUCGCAGAUGAUUUGUGGCAUUACUGCUCAUGUCAAGGACAGUGUAGCUAUCCGUUCCUUGGCCCAUGCUGCCGAGUGCUUGACCGACCGACGUGAGCAAGAAGAGGUGCUUCAGAUCUUCCAGAAAAUCAACAAGGAGACAGGAUGGCGUAUCGCAUUCGUGUUCAAAGAACUCAAGGAGAAAUGGGGCUGGCAAGACGAACCACAGCCGCCACCCCAGCCCAUCGCUCCGGUUCAUUCCACGUCUUUGCUCACGAGUCCUGUGCCAAUGCAACAACCGUACGGGCAGUAUUCGACCACCAUCACGCCCGUUGCUGCACCUGCGCCCACACAAACUUCAGCAGCAUCUCGCCGCCCGCCAGCUGGCAUGGUGAAUCCCAUGUUUGCCAAUGCUGAUUUCACCAUGCCAUCACAUCCUUACCAGAAUGUAUAUGUGGCGCCAAAUCCCGUUACUAAUCAAUCUGCACUGUAUUAUCAGGCCUAG
Molecule: messenger RNA, 2145 nt
Organism: Aureobasidium vineae
Lineage: Eukaryota; Fungi; Ascomycota; Dothideomycetes; Dothideales; Saccotheciaceae
Source: the annotation of a GenBank genome assembly